AGUCUGGGGGAUACUGGGCAGUGCGCGGCGUCCGGCCCAGCUUCUUUCAAAAUGUCUACUGUUCACGAAAUUCUGUGCAAGCUCAGCUUGGAGGGUGAUCACUCCACACCCGCAAGUGCGUACGGGUCAGUCAAAGCGUACACCAACUUUGACGCUGAGCGGGAUGCUCUGAACAUCGAAACGGCCAUCAAGACCAAAGGUGUGGAUGAGGUCACCAUCGUCAACAUUUUGACCAACCGCAGCAAUGAACAGAGACAGGACAUUGCCUUUGCCUACCAGAGAAGGACCAAAAAGGAGCUUGCAUCGGCGCUGAAGUCGGCCUUGUCCGGCCACCUGGAGACAGUGAUUUUGGGCCUAUUGAAAACACCUGCUCAGUAUGACGCUUCCGAGCUAAAAGCCUCCAUGAAGGGUCUGGGGACUGAUGAGGACUCCCUCAUUGAGAUCAUCUGCUCAAGGACCAACCAGGAGCUGCAGGAAAUCAACAGAGUCUACAAGGAAAUGUACAAGACUGAGCUGGAGAAGGACAUUAUUUCCGACACAUCUGGUGACUUCCGCAAGCUGAUGGUUGCCCUCGCCAAGGGUAGAAGAGCAGAGGAUGGCUCUGUCAUUGAUUACGAGCUGAUUGACCAAGAUGCCCGGGACCUCUAUGAUGCUGUGAAGAGGAAAGGAACUGAUGUUCCCAAGUGGAUCAGCAUCAUGACCGAGCGGAGCGUGUGCCACCUCCAGAAAGUAUUUGAAAGGUACAAGAGCUACAGCCCCUACGACAUGCUGGAGAGCAUCAAGAAGGAGGUGAAAGGAGACCUGGAGAACGCCUUCCUGAACCUGGUCCAGUGCAUUCAGAACAAGCCCCUGUAUUUUGCUGACCGGCUGUACGACUCCAUGAAGGGCAAGGGCACUCGCGAUAAGGUCCUGAUUAGAAUCAUGGUCUCCCGCAGUGAAGUGGACAUGCUGAAAAUUAGAUCUGAAUUCAAGAGGAAGUACGGCAAGUCCCUGUAUAACUACAUCCAGCAAGACACCAAGGGCGACUACCAGAAAGCGCUGCUGUACCUGUGCGGUGGGGAUGACUGAAGCCUGCGACGGCCCGCGCACCCGGGAGGGACGCUCCCACGCUCCCCGCUAACAGUUCUACCCAGUCAGCUUGCGACUAACAGCCCCCUCGUGCCCACCCCUGGGAGGACGACGUCAGCGUUGCCCGCCCACCCUCCCCAGCCUGAUUUUAGUUGCCUGAGCAUUACCUGGCUAUCCCAUCUAGUCUCUCAUUUUAGCCAAAGAAGUGAACAUUCCAAAGAGUUGGAAGUGAAAUCUAUGAUGUGAAACACGUUGCUUCUUGUGUACUGUGCCAUAAACAGAUGAAUAAACUGAAUUUUUACUUUAGGAACAAGUA
Molecule: messenger RNA, 1384 nt
Organism: Vicugna pacos (alpaca)
Lineage: Eukaryota; Metazoa; Chordata; Mammalia; Artiodactyla; Camelidae
Gene: ANXA2
Product: annexin A2
Biological process (GO): positive regulation of receptor-mediated endocytosis involved in cholesterol transport
Cellular component (GO): nucleus; plasma membrane; cytoplasm
Molecular function (GO): phosphatidylserine binding; phospholipase inhibitor activity; calcium ion binding
Source: RefSeq, a predicted model, not a curated record